Messenger RNA from Brienomyrus brachyistius, 3039 nucleotides. RefSeq names its product protein phosphatase, Mg2+/Mn2+ dependent, 1G (gene ppm1g). Lineage: Eukaryota; Metazoa; Chordata; Actinopteri; Osteoglossiformes; Mormyridae. The coding region runs from base 466 to 2118 and encodes 550 amino acids. The transcript has 10 exons. The record is from RefSeq and is a predicted model, not a curated record. Gene Ontology annotation, cellular component: nucleoplasm. Gene Ontology annotation, molecular function: protein serine/threonine phosphatase activity; cation binding. Gene Ontology annotation, biological process: protein dephosphorylation.
CCGCUUCCUUUACGCCUUCGGUUCACUUUCAGAGGCUGUUGGUUGUGUUCGAGAGUACACGUGCUCGACUUUUUCCUCUUUAUUUACACUGCUUUUACUAACUAGUAGCAUGUUUUUUAAAUUAAGUGCAAUUUUAGACUGAAUCUUAAGCCUUUGGAGUGGGCUAGUUUGGGCGGCUUUACGUUUAAGCAACGUAAUUAUAGCACCUUCUGGUCUGGAAGACGUCCCGCUUGCCGCCGCUUUUUAAGAUACAAAGCUGCUGUCCGUCUUAAUUUAACUUCGCGGUGCCUCCAUACCGACCGCGCCAUCAGAAAGCUGAACGUUACGGGGUGACAGGAGUGCGAUGACUGAAAACGAUCUCGGAGGAAGCAGCUGAACUCAUUAAUAUACAUUUUGUGUGUGAUUAUUUUGCCUCCGGCCAGCGGUUGGACUCCCCGACAACGGCAGUCUGAUUCCAGCUCCAUCAUGGGGGCUUAUCUGUCCCAGCCCAACACCGUUAAAUCCACCGCCGAUGGCGGUAACAAAAGCAUGAGCUACGGCUUCGCGGCCAUGCAAGGCUGGCGGGUAUCCAUGGAGGACGCCCAUAACUGCAUCCCAGAGCUCGAUGAGGAAACUGCCAUGUUUGCGGUUUAUGAUGGACAUGGAGGUGAAGAGGUCGCUCUUUACUGCUCAAAAUAUCUGCCCGACAUCAUAAAGGACCAGAAGGCAUACAAAGAUGGCAAGCUGCAGAAGGCCCUGGAAGAUGCCUUCCUGGCUAUUGACAACAAGAUCACCACAGAGGAAGUGAUUAAGGAGCUAUCCCAGAUCGCGGGUCGACCCCAGGAAGACAUGACCAAGGACAGGGUGGCUGAAGAAGAUGAUGUGGACAAUGAGGAGGCUGCCCUCUUGCACGAGGAGGCAACCAUGACCAUCGAGGAGCUGCUGGUGCGUUAUGGCCAGAACCUGAACUCCGUGAGGUACGGGAAGAAGGCCUGCCCAGGUAGCAAGAAGGAGGCAGGGGAUGGUGAGAGACCCUUCCCUGAAAAGGGCGUGAACGGCGAGGCAGAGUCUGAAACCGCGGGGGUGGUGGCGGUGGAUGGCGGCAGCAGCGGUAAGGAGAGGCCUGAGAGUGCAGAUGGGAGCAGUGGGUCCACCAAGAUGCGUGCCUGCCGGAGAGGCGCAACGGGGGAGGCCCCAGGGGAGAAGGCCUCCAGGGUGGAGGGUGAGCCCGGACCUUCCUGCUCGUCCUCCAGCACCCAGGUCCAGUCAGGGACCAAGUCAAAAUUCUUUGAGGACAGUGAUGAGUCUGAGGAAGCAGAGGAUGAGUCUGAAGACGGGGGCAGUGAGGAGGAGGAGGAGGAGGAGGAGGAGGAUUGCAGCGAGGAUGAUGAAGGGGAAUACAGCAGUGAAGGAGAUGAGGAAGGUGACACGGAGGAGCUUGAUGAGGAAGAGAUGUGUCUGCCUGGCAUGGAUGGGAAAGAAGAGCCGGGCUCUGACAGUGGCACUACUGCAGUGGUGGCCCUGAUCCGGGGAAAGCAGCUGAUCGUGGCCAACGCAGGUGACUCGCGCUGCGUGCUCUCUGAGAAGGGCAAGGCUGUGGACAUGUCCUACGACCACAAGCCUGAGGAUGAGCUGGAGCUGGCUCGCAUCAAGAACGCUGGCGGGAAGGUCACCAUGGAUGGCCGUGUCAACGGGGGGCUGAACCUCUCCAGGGCCAUAGGGGAUCACUUUUACAAAAGGAACAAGACUCUUUCCCCAGAAGACCAAAUGAUUUCAGCCAAGCCCGACGUCAAAGUACUCGCGCUCAACGAAGAACAUGACUUCAUGGUCAUCGCAUGCGACGGAAUCUGGAAUGUGAUGAGCAGCCAAGAAGUGGUGGACUUUGUCAGUGAGAGGAUAAAACCCAAUGAGAAUGGCAAGGUCAGGGCAUUGUCAUCUAUUGUGGAAGAGUUGUUGGAUCAGUGCCUGGCGCCAGACACAUCAGGGGAUGGCACGGGCUGCGACAACAUGACCUGCAUUGUGGUGACAUUAAGGCAACAUGAGGCCAGUGGCUCAGUUGAGCAGAUCCGGAAGCGCAAGUCGGAGGACGAUAGCCUGGAGAAAAAUGGUGCUGAAAAUAAAAAGGCAAAGCAGGAAUAGUGGCCGGCCUGGUCCCUCCAACAAACAAUUAUAUACGCACUUACUCCCUACUGGAAACCAGAUUCAGCACAAGACUGUUCUCUGGUGAGCGGAGGUGCAGUCAUGCUUUGUGUAAAUGUAAAUCUCCCACCCACCCCCCCUUCAUUCAAGAGCAGUUUUGGAUGUAUGAGACUGUAACUUUAAGCCCCCUGUUGACCGGACUGAAGUAGUGUAUAUGAGUGUGUUUUGCGACCAUCCAUGCCUGUACUCUGUACAUAAUUUUUUCAUACUUGUCAACCGAAGAAUAUUUUCCCCCUUGAGUUGUGAUGUGACAUUUGGUGCUUUUCCCCCCCCCUUUUUAACACCAACAUGUUGCCACUUUCAAAUACUUUUUUUUAAAAUUUGAGGUCCCGUCUUUGUUUUCCCUUCCUCAUGUUCUUUCUCAUCAUGAAAAUUCCAGGAGAAGCCAUUUCUGUUUUUGACACACAUCCAGGAUUGAGACUCAUCUUCCCCUUUAGGGUCAGUUUUCCAGCAUGCGUUCAAAGAUGAGGGGAAGGAAGAUGACUAUCCCUUGAAUGCAGGAGGGAGGAGAUCCAUGAUGGUCCUGAGGUUUCUCUUGCAUCUGAGAAACGGGGGGGUUUAAUGAUCUCGCCGGCUUGUUUUUGGUUCUUCCUUGUUGAAAAGACUGUCCACCGUCUGUUUCUGUCAUCUUGGAGGCAUUAGCUUAAUGGGAUGUAGUUUUAAUCAUAAGACACCUGCCUAUGUCCUCUAUUUAGUUAAGACCUGUACCGUUCAAUAGGUAGGUUUAUAUACAAGGUAUUUUUUUGAAUAUAUAUUUUGGUACUUUUUUCAAGGUGUCACUGUUGGUUGAGCAGAAGCUAAAUGAAGAUUGUUCAGAAAGAGAUGCCAUUUUUCCUGAACCAAUAAACUUAUGGAUAUAAA